AUGCAGUCGACGUCUAUAGAAAACGACUGUGGUGUGGUAUCGCAGUCAGCUGCUCCGUUUGUAACAUUGGCUAGAUGUUGGCAAUGUUUACCAGCUCGGAUCACUAAGGAUCAAGCUUUCGUCACGCUAGUUACCAGCGCUUUUCCAACUGUAAAGGAACAAGACAAACUCUACAAAGAGCUGGAAGAGGCAUCGUUUUUCGAUUGUUUUUCCUUAGAUGGCCCAUCCAAUCGUUGGAGUUGUUUCAGUUGCUCACAUCCUGACCGAGUAAAGCUUGCUACAGCUCAUCAUAGAGAUUCUUCCAGGUCGUUUGUCGAAGACGGUUCACAACGAGUUCUUGAAGGCCAACUCAAAGAGAAAAAAGGACGAUGGCGAUUCUUACGACGUUGGCAUACCAAGUAUUUCACGUUGUCUAGUGCUGCUCUAACGUGCAGUUCGGAACAGGCGCAAGGAACCCAACCAAUCACUUGUCUUUUAUUGCUUUUCUCUUUUAUGCUACCAUUGAAAGAAAAGGCUUCGCUCCAUUCCGCAUCUCAAAUUUGCGGAUUUCUUAAAGGUGGAAUUUUAUGA
Molecule: messenger RNA, 570 nt
Organism: Strongylus vulgaris
Lineage: Eukaryota; Metazoa; Nematoda; Chromadorea; Rhabditida; Strongylidae
Source: the annotation of a GenBank genome assembly